CUCCUACACCUCACGCACACCACACCUGACAGGCAUCAGGAGACGGAGAGGGCCAAACCAGCGGUCGUGCGCCGGACUGCCGGAGGCAUGGACGCCCGACGACAACGACGGUCGCCGUCGUGCUCGUGCUCGUGGGCGGCCGCCGCGCCUCUCCUGCUGCUCCUGGCGGUGUCCUUGGGGGGUGGCCACCACGCGGCUGCAGCGUCGGACGGAGCCGUCGUCGGCGGCGCCCCAGCCCCAGGCGCCGCCGGCAUGACGGAGCUGCAGAAGCACGUGGCGUUCUUCGACCGCGACCACGACGGCAUCGUCACCUUCGACGAGACCUACCAAGGUCUGGUGGACGUCGGAGUUGGCGAAGUCACGGCCAAAGCCAGCGCCGCUCUGAUCAACGGCGCCCUCGGCGCCAAGACCAGACCAGACAAUGCCAACACCUCGCGCAUGGAUAUCUACAUAGAGAACAUCCAAAAGGGUAAACAUGGAAGCGACACAGGCGCCUACGACGCUCAAGGAAGGUUUGUUCCCGCCAAGUUCGAUGAGAUAUUCACCAAGCACGCCAAGACCGUGCCGAAUUCCCUGUCAAAAGACGAGCUCGACGAGAUGCUCAAGGACAACCAGGAGAAGAAUGACUUCGCAGGAUGGUUGGCAGCCAAGUCAGAGUGGGAGAUGCUGUACAAGGUCGCCAACAAGGACGGGCGCCUGCCCAAGGACACUGUGAGGGCCGUGUACGAUGGAACCCUCUUUUACCAGCUGGCGGCGCAUCAGGAGAAGAAGGCCUGAUUCAUUUAUGUUUUCUGUAAUGCAAGCAGCAUUUUUCAUUUUUCAAUGGUUGCCUUUGUAAGAAUAUAAUGAUAGCGAUGGAGUCAAUGGCAGGCAACAGUUUUUUAUUUUAACCCGUCGGUUCUACCCCAUGUAUAUUAAUAAUUGGGUUCUAUCGAUCUAAAAAAAAGUUCAGACUA
Messenger RNA from Sorghum bicolor (sorghum), 956 nucleotides. RefSeq names its product probable peroxygenase 4. The record is from RefSeq and is a predicted model, not a curated record. The transcript is spliced from 6 exons. NCBI's taxonomy places the organism in Eukaryota, Viridiplantae, Streptophyta, Magnoliopsida, Poales, Poaceae. Bases 88 to 777 code for a protein of 229 amino acids. Gene Ontology annotation, molecular function: monooxygenase activity; calcium ion binding.